AAGGAAAGGGGCGGGUCCUGCGCGAGGCAUUUUGGGAACGCGUGGUAUUGUGGGAGCGCGGGCCCCGCCAUUAGUUCCCCACACGCUUACGCAUUCGCCAGAGUCCCUGCCGCCCCAGAAAGGAAGAGGAGGCCGGAGCCGAACUCUCUUCCUGCCAAGAUGUCUAUUGGUGUGCCCAUUAAAGUCCUUCACGAGGCUGAGGGUCACAUUGUGACAUGUGAGACAAAUACCGGUGAGGUGUAUCGUGGGAAGCUCAUUGAAGCGGAGGACAACAUGAACUGCCAGAUGUCCAACAUCACAGUCACAUACAGAGAUGGCCGAGUGGCACAACUGGAGCAGGUGUACAUCCGUGGCAGCAAGAUCCGCUUUCUGAUUUUGCCUGACAUGCUGAAAAACGCACCCAUGUUAAAGAGCAUGAAAAAUAAAAACCAAGGCUCAGGGGCUGGUCGGGGAAAAGCUGCUAUCCUGAAGGCCCAAGUGGCUGCAAGAGGAAGAGGACGUGGAAUGGGACGUGGGAACAUCUUCCAGAAGCGAAGAUAAAUGUAUCUAUUGAACAGAGCUUGCCUUUUUAUUUUUUUUUAGGUUAUCUGGGUUCAGGGCUGGGGAGUGGGGGGUCGGGGUGGGUAUGUACUUGUGUAUGUGUGCUAGGUUUUCUUUUGACAUCUUUCUCUUUAGAUCAGGGGAAAUGUUAAACUAAAUAAAUAUGGUUGUUUUGGGUUG
Messenger RNA from Ceratotherium simum simum (southern white rhinoceros), 720 nucleotides. RefSeq names its product small nuclear ribonucleoprotein D3 polypeptide (gene SNRPD3). The record is from RefSeq and is a predicted model, not a curated record. Gene Ontology annotation, molecular function: RNA binding. Gene Ontology annotation, biological process: spliceosomal snRNP assembly; RNA processing. NCBI's taxonomy places the organism in Eukaryota, Metazoa, Chordata, Mammalia, Perissodactyla, Rhinocerotidae. Gene Ontology annotation, cellular component: spliceosomal complex.